Zygotorulaspora mrakii is the source of this 402-nucleotide messenger RNA. RefSeq lists its product as uncharacterized. The record is from RefSeq and is a predicted model, not a curated record. NCBI's taxonomy places the organism in Eukaryota, Fungi, Ascomycota, Saccharomycetes, Saccharomycetales, Saccharomycetaceae. Bases 1 to 402 code for a protein of 133 amino acids. The transcript has 2 exons.
AUGACUGCCAACAACGUUAAAAGAGUUGACUUAUGUGUACAAUAUAAACAUACUUUACCGCCAAAGAGUCCCUUUGAAACUAACAUGGGACUUUCAAAAAUGGUCAAUCAAUCUAUGCCGAUGGUUGGUAUGUUUUUGAGAAACAAAUUCAUUGCUUGGUUUGCUCUGAUUCAAAGUUUCCAUUAUUAUCUUAACGCUGAUCCUGAUCAGGAGAAUUCUUCCGGCAGCAAAAAUGCAAUGGACCAGUCACCUAUGAUGAAGGUUGUUCUAAGUAUUAUAGGUAUAUGUGUUUGUUACAUGAAUAUCGCAUUACCACAACCUGAUGCUCCACCUCUCAAGCCAAAGGCUGUUGAAGAUGCUAAAGUGGUCGCCAAAUCGGUGGAAGGCGCAAAAUCAACGUAG